AUGGGACUGAUCCAAUCCAGGUUCACGGGUAGGUUCACGAGCCGAAUGUCUGCCGACGCGCCGCCCUCCCCACGAACGAGCGAAUCGUCUGACUCUGAGGUCGACGAAAGAUUCUUCGUUCGCCUUGAUAAAGACAUCAAAACGAUCGCAGAAUUCUACACGAAUAACAUCUUGAAGCCGGCACCACCAGCAAAAGUUCGUCGCAAACCCGACCCUACUCUCUUGGAGCGCGUAUCGCUGUACCAAGGGGAUAUCACCAAGGUGGAUAUAGACGCCAUUGUCAAUGCAGCGAACCGCAGUCUUCUAGGUGGUGGAGGUGUCGAUGGUGCCAUCCAUGCAGCGGCUGGUCCUAAGCUCUACGACGAAUGUCGCAAACUAAACGGAUGCUCGACUGGAGAAUCAAAGAUCACGAAGGGCUAUAAUCUGCCGGCGCGCCACGUUAUCCACACAGUUGGACCCGUGUACUCCACGAGAGACAAGGAAGAAAAGGCCGAGCAGCUGGCUUCAUGCUACAAGACGAGUUUGCAGUUGGCGGUGGAGAACGCCAUUAGGCAUGUUGCUUUCCCAUCGAUCUCUACCGGCAUCUACUCGUAUCCGAUUGUUGAUGCAACUAGAAUCGCGCUGGACACGGUGAGAACCUUCAUCGAGUCGGAAGGGGGUGCCAAGAUCGAGAGGGUCAUUUUUGUAGUCUGGAGCAACAAAGACAAGGAGGUGUAUGAGUCACUCAUCCCCGAGUAUUUCCCUCCAGGGGAGAAGCCGCAGGAAGUUGAGCCAACAGCAGCUGAACAAGAGUAG
Molecule: messenger RNA, 795 nt
Organism: Cyclocybe aegerita
Lineage: Eukaryota; Fungi; Basidiomycota; Agaricomycetes; Agaricales; Hemipholiotaceae
Source: the annotation of a GenBank genome assembly